UCACAUCCAUACAACGCACGGGCUAACGUCUAAUGGUUCAACUCUCUCUCUCUCUCUCUUCACACUCUCACUCUCACAUAAAUAUCCCUCGAUGCUCUGCUCCUCGGUACGCGUUCUGAUCCAAAGAAACCCACGAAUCCUCACAAAACAAUUCUCUCGUCCUCCAAAGCCAACCCAUCUCGAUUACCUUCCCAUUUCUUCGACUACUUCGCUUUACUCGCGAUUGAAAUCAGAUUUCCCGUCAGGGUCAUCGCGGUUGCACGUACACCAGAAGACCAGAACUCCAACGAUAGGACUCGUGCUGUGUAGCUUGAGAUCGGAUCGUAAAAUGGCAAGCCAAUCCGAGAAGCCCAAAUCUGUCCACGAGUUCACCGUCAAGGAUGCUAGAGGAAAUGAUGUUGAUCUUAGCCAGUAUAAAGGGAAAGUCUUGCUGAUUGUGAAUGUUGCUUCUCAAUGUGGGUUGACCAAUUCCAACUACACAGAGUUGAGCAAGUUGUACGAGAAGUACAAAGAUCAAGGUCUGGAGAUUCUUGCAUUCCCGUGCAAUCAAUUUGGCGGUCAGGAGCCCGGGGAUAACGAGCAGAUAAUGGAGUUUGCUUGCACUCGCUUCAAGGCUGAAUUUCCCAUAUUUGAUAAGGUUGAUGUCAAUGGUGAGAAAACUGCUCCAAUAUACAAGUUCCUGAAAUCAAGCAAAGGUGGAAUUCUGGGUGACGGCAUUAAGUGGAAUUUUGCCAAGUUCCUGGUCGAUAAAGAUGGGAACGUUGUUGAUCGUUAUGCUCCCACAACUUCCCCGCUUAGCUUCGAGAAGGACGUCAAGAAACUGCUGGGGACUGCCUGAGUGCUGAGUUCUGAUUGCUUUUAUCAAGUUUUCUCUAAUGAAGCACACUUCUGUGCGGGUAGUCACAUAAUAAAGCGUUACGAUGAGGGUUUCAUGUUUAUUCCCGCUUUAAUAUAAGCUUAUGCAUCUCAUCUUCCAUUGGAGAAGUGUUUUUUCCAGUGUUAAAGUUUGGUUUUCUAGUGUACUGUUUUUGUUCUGUGUUUGUGCAACUUUCCUGCAUACGGUAUGCUAUUCCAUUCAGGUUAAUUGUACUAAUAAAUAAAAUAAAUAAUUCGUCUG
Messenger RNA from Rhododendron vialii, 1117 nucleotides. RefSeq names its product probable phospholipid hydroperoxide glutathione peroxidase. Gene Ontology annotation, biological process: response to oxidative stress. Gene Ontology annotation, molecular function: glutathione peroxidase activity. Bases 92 to 838 code for a protein of 248 amino acids. Gene Ontology annotation, cellular component: cytosol. NCBI's taxonomy places the organism in Eukaryota, Viridiplantae, Streptophyta, Magnoliopsida, Ericales, Ericaceae. The record is from RefSeq and is a predicted model, not a curated record. The transcript is spliced from 6 exons.